Molecule: messenger RNA, 1012 nt
Organism: Drosophila serrata
Lineage: Eukaryota; Metazoa; Arthropoda; Insecta; Diptera; Drosophilidae
Product: GPN-loop GTPase 2
Cellular component (GO): cytoplasm
Molecular function (GO): GTPase activity
Source: RefSeq, a predicted model, not a curated record
UUCUACUGUUGUUUACGUUUUUAUCUGCCGGAAGAAACUAUGAAUAAAUCCGCAACGGUGGAGAAUCCCCGCUAUGGUCAGCUGAUCAUUGGCCCUCCUGGAUCCGGCAAGACAACCUAUUGCGCCGAAGCUCUCAAGUUCUACCGUGAGCUUGGACGACAAGUCGGAGUGGUAAACCUGGACCCGGCCAAUGACAACAUGGACUACGAGCCAGUCCUCAAUGUGGUUGAGCUAAUUACUGUAGACGAAUGCAUGGAUCACCUGCAGCUGGGACCAAAUGGAGCGCUGAUGCACUGUGCUGAGUACCUGGCGGAGCACCUAGAGGACUGGCUGCUUCCAGCUCUCCGCAGGCUAGGUGCCACCUACAACUAUUUUCUGUUUGAUUGCCCGGGCCAGGUGGAGCUUUAUACGCAUCACAGUGCCAUGGCUCGGGUGUUCGAAAGACUGGAGCGAGAGCGCUACAGCUUAGUCACCGUUAAUCUAAUCGACUCCCACUACUGUUCGGAACCGGCAAAGUUUAUUGCCACGCUCCUGAUGGCACUCAAUACGAUGUUGCGCAUGAGCCUGCCGCACGUUAAUGUGCUAUCAAAGGCCGAUCUGUUGCGGAAGCAUGAGACCAAGCUGCACUUCAACAUUGACUUCUAUGCAGACGUCCUGGACCUGAGGUAUCUGCUAGACAAAUUGGACGAAGACCCUGCCAUGCGCAAAUACCAUAAGCUGAAUGAAGCCAUUUGCUCUACUGUGGAGGACUACUCCCUGGUCUCUUUCCAGCUGCUAGAUGCCUUUAGCACGGAAAGCAUGCUGCGCCUGCGCAACCACAUCGAUAAGGCCAACGGCUACGUCUAUAAGGCAGGCGAGGAGCAAACGGUCAACUCACUGUUGGCAUGCGCAGUGGGCGCGGAGGCAGAGGCUGUGCGUCAGCAACAAGAUGUUCAGCCUUAUGUGGAAUAGAAUUGCUGGGAUAAAUCAACAAUAACUUUGUAAAUCUAUCCAUACAAACCCAGCUGUGAUA